AUGCCCUUCAGCAUCCCAUCCAACAUUUGGGACCCAUUCUUCCCUGUUGGUCCUCUAUUCCUUGUCGUUUCAUCAGUUGUUUACGACUCUGACUUUGACCGCAAGCGAGCUGAGGCAAGUGAUUGCGUUCUCGAAGUUCUCGCCAACGGUGUCGUUGUCGCCGUUGAACCAAUCAACUCUUCAUCACAGGGUAGUGUUGAGAUCUCGAGCAAUCCCUUCAGAGCUUCAUGGGAAGUCGAGUUUACUUACCGUCAGACCUGUGGUAGCAGUAGCAGGGUUGUUGGAGCUAUUGUUAACAAUGUUGUUGCCAAGCUUGCUCCCGAGGGUGCGACCGCGACUCCUAUUCCCUCAAUUCCCAUCAGGACUGAGCCUGUUACCGGUACCAACAGCGAGGGGGCUACUACCAAUAGUGAUGGCGAGACUGUUGUCCCUACCGGAACUAAUAGCGAGGGUGCUACCACUAACAGUGAAGGCGAGACUAUCUUCCUAACUGAGACGACUUCUGAGACUGUUGCUGGGACCAACAGUGAAGGCGCUACUACUAGUUCUUAUGGAGAAACUGCCAUCACUCCUGGAACUGCUACUGAAACUACUACCGGCACUGCCUCUUCUACUUCUUCUACAGCCACUUCCCGAGCUAGGUUCCCCGGCGAUAUUGGUGUCUUUAGUCUCUUUGGAUGCGUUGGAUCUACUGCUGGCUUUCCUAGCUUCACUCUCGCUCAGUCCAGCGAGUUUAUGGAUUUGGAAACCUGCGCUGAUCUCUGUACCGGACGUGCUUACUUUGGUGUCUAUGAUACUGCUUGUUAUUGCGGCGAUGUUAUCGAUGCUGCUGAUACCAGCAGAGUCACCCUUGACCUUUGCGAUAUUGAGUGUCCUGGAGAUGACACCCAGUUCUGUGGAGGCGAUGCUCCUAUCGCAAAGCUCCACCGUCGUCAAAAUGUCCCCAACAGUCGUCUUACCGUCAAGGCUGCUGCUAAGGCUGCUGUCACUAUUACUGACUCCGUCACACAAACCGUGACGGACCAAGAGACUGUCAUCACCACUUACACAACAACCGUCACUGGAGCUUCGUCCACUGUGACUCAAGCUGUCACCGCCACUCUGGUAUGCUUUGCCGGCAAAUACUAUUCUAGCAGCUCCAGCGAAGUUACUGUCUAUAUCUUUAUCGACAUCAAUGGCAGCGACUGUGAUAAUCAGUGGGUUUAUAUCUCUGAGCCAUGCUCCUGCGCUGGUGGUCAAAGAUAUGUUCCCAAGUUCUGCUCUAAGGGAAGCUGUUCUGGCAUUACAUUAUAUAAGCUCCAACAGUGUCAUGACUGGUUCAACUAUAGCAAUUUCUUUGUUGCAUCAGACUGUGAUACUUGCACACAGGGCAAUAUCAUGUAUCAGCCUUGGGAGGACUCUUGGGGCACGCCUGAUAACUGCAACGGCGAUGUUCCUGUUUGCAAGGGAUACGAGUGUCCAUCUCAGCACAACGGCGACGCCAACAAUGGUCCCAAGAAUGGUUUUAACCGCGGCUCUCAACCCAACUCCAACGGCGGUUUCAGCUCUGGUUCCAGCUCUGGUUCUGGCCAAAGCCCCAAUGGCUCCAAUGGUAGCAGUCCCAAGGACACAGAACCCAGCGUUGUCCCUGUUAUCAGCGGCGCUGGUAAGCAGGCCAUUGGUAUGCUUUCUCUUCUUGCUGCAAUUGCAGCCCUUUUCUAA
Messenger RNA from Fusarium verticillioides 7600, 1701 nucleotides. RefSeq lists its product as hypothetical. Bases 1 to 1701 code for a protein of 566 amino acids. The record is from RefSeq and is a predicted model, not a curated record. The transcript has 2 exons. Lineage: Eukaryota; Fungi; Ascomycota; Sordariomycetes; Hypocreales; Nectriaceae.